Chanos chanos (milkfish) is the source of this 4001-nucleotide messenger RNA. RefSeq names its product protein tyrosine phosphatase non-receptor type 21 (gene ptpn21). Gene Ontology annotation, biological process: protein dephosphorylation. The coding region runs from base 113 to 3658 and encodes 1181 amino acids. Gene Ontology annotation, molecular function: protein tyrosine phosphatase activity. The transcript has 18 exons. Lineage: Eukaryota; Metazoa; Chordata; Actinopteri; Gonorynchiformes; Chanidae. Gene Ontology annotation, cellular component: cytoskeleton; cytoplasm. The record is from RefSeq and is a predicted model, not a curated record.
UGGACACGUGUACUAUACUUUAUCUGUCGAUGGGUUAAGCUUGGGGAGAGGUUGAAUCAAAAAUAUUUCUGACCAAAGGAGGGACACAGUUGCCGGCAGACAACAGUGAAACAUGCCCUUACCAUUUGGGUUAAAACUCAAGAAAACUCGAAGGUACACUGUCUCUAGCAAGAGUUGCCUGGUCACACGGAUUCAGCUGCUCAAUGGUGAAUUUGUCGAGUUUACACUUUCUGUGGAGAGCACAGGCCAGGAAUGUCUGGAGGCAGUUGCUCAGAGGCUUGAGUUGCGUGAGAUAACGUAUUUCAGCCUCUGGUACUUCAACAAACAAAACCAGCAGAGAUGGAUUGAUUUGGAGAAGCCGCUGAAGAAGCAGCUCGAUAAGUAUGGGCUGGAGCCCACAGUUUACUUUGGGGUGGUGUUCUAUGUUCCCAGUGUGGCCCAGCUACAGCAGGAGAUAACCAGAUAUCAGUAUUACUUACAGUUGAAGAAAGAUGUUCUAGAAGGCAGGAUUCCAUGCUCAGUGGAACAGGCUAUUCGAUUGGCUGGCUUGGCCGUGCAAGCUGACUUUGGAGACUUCAACAGAUAUGAUUCACAAGAGAUUCUUCGGAAGUUUGUGCUUUUUCCAAUCGGGUGGAUACAAGAUGAAAGAGUUUUGGAGGAAGCCACACAAAAAGUUGCCUUGCUCUAUCAAAGUUACAGGGGACUACCCGCUCCAGAGGCAGAGAUGCUGUACAUGCAGGAGGUGGAGAAGAUGGAGGGAUAUGGCCAGGAGAGUUUCCAUGCCAAGGAUGGUCAGGGCGCAGACAUCCUGAUUGGCUCCUGUCUGGAUGGUAUAUUUGUCAAGCAUAAAAAUGGUAAACCACCACUUCUGUUUCGGUGGAGUGACAUUAACAACAUGACUCACAAUAAGUCCUUCUUUGCCUUGGAACUGGCCAACAAAGAGGACACCAUCCAGUUUCAGACUGAGGACAUGGAUACUUCCAAAUAUCUAUGUAGAAUGUGCUUGGCGCGGCACAAGUUUUAUAAGAUUAACAAGAGCAGUCUCCAAACCCAGCCUGCAGUGGUGAACCCAGUUAGACGUCGAUCUUCGACCAGAAUGUCUUUGCCAAAGCCUCAGGCCUAUAUGAUGGCUCCUCCUCAGUUGCACUACAAUGGACACUACACUGAGCCUUACACAUCUUCCCAAGACAACCUUUACGGGAACAAUCAGAAUGGUUAUUACUACCACUCUCAGACCAGUUUGGACCGAUCUCCUCAUGAGUACAAUGGAAGAAUCCGGAAUGGAAGUGUUUACAGUGCCCAUAGCACCAGCUCUCUCAAUAACCCUCAACACUAUCUUCAACCCUCACCCAUGUCCUCCAACCCCAGCAUCACAGGAAGUGACGUCAUGCGACCCGACUACGUGCCCUCCCACCGGCACAGCGCCCUGAUCCCACCCUCGUACCGCGCCACUCCUGAUUACGAGACCGUCAUGCGACAGAAGAAUCGCGGUGGCAUGAUGCCCACCGCGGCGCCCAUGGAACGCCAGAGCCAUUCUAUGAGAAACCUCAACAUCGGAAACUCCUACGCCUACAGCCGACCCGACCCGCUCGUCUACAGCCAGCCGGAAAUCCGAGAACACGGCGCGAGCCAGUACCCCUUCCACCUCAACUAUAGCUUCCACAGUCCGUCCCCUUACCCGUACCCCACGGAGAGACGGCCUGUGGUGGGUGCCGUGAGUGUCCCAGAGCUCACCAACGUACAGCUGCAGCAAGCGCAAGAGUACCCAGCCCCAAACAUCAUGAGGACCCAAGUAUACCGUCCCCCUCCCCCCUAUCCGUAUCCUCACCCCCGACCGGCCAACAGCACACCGGAUCUCUCCCGCCACCUGUACGUCAGCAGCAGCAACCCAGACCUGAUCACGCGACGUGUCCAUCACUCGGUCCAGACCUUCCAGGAGGACAGUUUACCCGUGGCGCAUUCCCUGCAGGAGGUGAGCGAGCCUCUCAUCACCACGCGCCACGCGCAAAUGCAGAAGCGCAACUCCAUCGAGAUCGCCGGCCUGGCCUACGGCUUUGAGGGCAUGAGGCUGAAGGAGAGGACGUCUUCGGCGUCCGCGGCCGAGACCACGUCGACCCAGCCCUCUGCCGCCGCCGCCUCGAUGAUGGAUCCUGCGACAUCCGGCUCUGAUCUGAACGUCUUCCUGGAGGGGAGCAAGGCCGAGGAGGCGGACAGCAAAGAGGACGUGCGCUACGGUCACAAAAAGUCCUUAUCUGACGCCACCAUGCUGGUCCACAGCAGCGGUGAAGAGGAGGAGUUUGAAGAUGACGGUGGCAGACACACACCUCAGUCUCUGGAGACAACACUCAUUGGGGGUUCAGAGCAGCACAUGAGACAGCCCCCUCCCGCGUAUCCGUUCAGCGCCGCCCUGGACCCACACCUCUCGGUCCCGCUGUCCUAUAAGCCUCACCCACUGAUCCUGGAGCAGGAAGUGGAGACUGGGGGACCGGUUUACGGGUACCAGCUGACCCCCAUUGUUCCGUCAGUCUCAGAAGGAGACCUUAACGGUCAGGGACGACCAAAGCCCAAAAGAGAGGUUGCCAAAAAGAGGCCGGUGUCAGACAUCGCCCCCGGAAGAAGGAACAUUGACGGGCUACCUCCAGCGGGUAUGAAGAAAGGAGUGCGAUCAGAGUAUAAGAAAGUGGGCCCGCUCAAGCUGGCGGCCCUCAAUGGUCUAACACCGGCCCGUAUGCCCGUGACCGGGGAAGGCAAAGACGAACCAGAGAAGGCCUCCAACGACGAGAGGUGUAAGGUGUUGGAGCAGCGGCUGGAGCAGGGCAUGGUAUUUACAGAAUACGAACAAGUGCCCAAGAGACGGCCCAACUGCGAAUGCACCAUCGCCCAGCUCCCCGAAAGCGGCGAGAGAAACCGCUUUCAAGACGUCCUGCCCUACGACGACACACGGGUGGAGCUGGUUCCCACCAAAGAGAACAACACAGGCUACAUCAAUGCCUCCCACAUCAGGAUAACGGUGGGAGGAGAUGAGUGGAGUUAUAUUGCGGCACAGGGGCCACUCUCCAAUACGUGCCAGGACUUCUGGCAAAUGGUGUGGGAACAAGGGGUGGCCAUCAUCGCCAUGGUGACAGCUGAGGAGGAGGGAGGGCGUGAGAAGAGCUUCCGCUAUUGGCCGCGUCUUGGCUCCCGCCACAACACAGUCACCUACGGCCGUUUUAAGAUCACCACUCGGUUCCGAACAGAUUCGGGCUGCUACGCCACCACGGGCCUGAAGAUCAAGCACCUUCUGACGGGACAAGAACGGACCGUCUGGCAUCUCCAGUACACUGACUGGCCUGAUCACGGCUGCCCUGAGGACUUCAAAGGUUUCCUCUCGUAUCUGGAGGAGAUCCAAUCCGUGAGAAGGCACACAAACAGCACCAGCGAUUCAAAGAACACAAACCUGCCGGUCCUGGUCCACUGCAGCGCGGGCGUGGGCCGCACCGGGGUGGUCAUUCUGUGUGAGAUCAUGAUCGCCUGUCUGGAACACAAUGAGGUGCUGGACGUCCCAACCGUUCUGAACAUGCUACGAGAACAGCGGAUGAUGAUGGUGCAAACUCUAUCCCAGUACACCUUUGUUUACAAAGUGCUCAUCCAGUUUCUGAAAAACUCCAGACUCAUAUGAGCUCUCAGAGCGCGCUGAUUUCACGACCGGAACCCGACCGCUCCGGACAGGCUCUCCACCCGGGGCGUGGCGAGGAUGCGGCGUGCCCAGCGGGCAGCCUUGGGCUCCCUACAGCUGAAAGAGAAGUAGAAAUGAGAGAGGUGCCAUCUGCCUCAGAGCUGGUGGUCCUCUGUCUAAGUAUUAAUGGCAGGGCAGGACUCUUAAGGACCGAGGGCUGGUACGAGGGAGGAAACUGCCUCCAAGCUUAACGCAUUCUUUUUUUCCAUCAGUAUUAUUCAGCGACUUUCACUGUGGCUUUGAACACUACGUGAUAACUGACAAUGAAUCCCGGCACUUUUUUAUA